This is a messenger RNA of Arachis duranensis, 1037 nucleotides long. RefSeq lists its product as uncharacterized. The record is from RefSeq and is a predicted model, not a curated record. Lineage: Eukaryota; Viridiplantae; Streptophyta; Magnoliopsida; Fabales; Fabaceae.
GCUCGCGCCGCCGCCGCCGUCCAGGAAGCUGCCGCUUCUGCUUGCCGUCGCCGUUGAGAUCGCGGGCUUGGAACCGCCGCGCCUUCAUUCCCGCUGCUCGCCUUUCCUGUCACAGCCACCGUCGCCGCCACGAAGUCCGUCGCCGUUGCUGCAGCUGUCAGCGCCGUCAUCCAUGGGUGAGGCAGAGGAGAGAGAUCCGGGAGGAAGGGAGGAUCAGGACCUGUCCAGCCACCGCGCACAGUUGCCGCUCCUAUCACCGGCCAUCCUCAUCAAAUCCGCCGCCUCCGAAGCUUCUGGCUGCGACUUCUGGCCGCACCUCAACCUCUGCCGCCGGAGAGCGCUGCUGCCACCGAAAACCGUCUGUGUAUGUUGGAAACUGCCGCCGGAACCCCUGUCUUCUUGGUUUGGGUUCCAAUAUUUGCGUGUCGAAAUUAAGGUUGUUAUUGAACCACCGGAGCUUUGGGGAGUGCCGGAGCUUCCGCCUGGUCGGUUUAGAGGGUCAUUGCUGCUUUGUUUCUCGUGGUUGCUGCCGCUGCUGUAAAAUUGAAGAUAAAUAAAAGAGUAAUUGAUGAGUCUAACUACUGAGCUUUGACUAAAUCGAGGAACCGGAUGAAGAAGCAUUAAGAAGAGUUAAACUCCGUUUAGUUUUAUAUGUUGUAUUAAUUAGAUUAUUUUCUUCCCUCGUCUUUAUUUUUACAAUUUUUGCAAGAGGGAUAGGAGUUGUAUGAUUUAUAUAUUUAUAUUAAAAGAUAUUAUGUAAGAAGCCUUGUAUAUGAAUCUAUGCCUGCUUGUUUUUUUUUUUUAGGAUAAAGUAUUUCUUUUCUGGUUUUCAAAGAAAUCAGCGAUACGGUGUUAAGUCACAGGCUCCUAUUUUAAUAUUUAGUACGUAAAGUAGUCAUAAUACUUCUUGCUAUCAGAGUGGCGCAGCCGGAAGCGUGACAUUCUGGUAGUGAGGGUGUUAAAUUAUGGUAUCAGAGCAGUUCAUCCUUAUUAGAGCCUUGGGAAUGGACUGACUAUGCUUCAUUGCAUACUCUGAG